AAAUGAGUUACAACCUGUCCCUUACGUCUCGCCGUAGCUUAACGUUCACAGUUGCAUAGCGUGUCGGUCAAAGUUGACUUCAACUCGUGCACACUGCUCGAAAGCUGCGGCAUUUGACAUUUUUCCAGUUUUUCCAACAAUGUCGGCAGGAAAUAUAUCCCGAUUUUGGGAAUGGGGAAGGAAGAUCAUUUGCGUGGGCAGAAACUACGCGGAGCACGCCAAAGAGCUGAAAAACGCCGUCCCCACGGAACCGGUGCUGUUCUUGAAGCCGCCUUCCGCCUACGUCCGGGAGGGCUCCCCUAUCCUAGUGCCCUUUUACUCCAACAAUCUGCACCACGAGGUGGAGCUCGGUGUUGUGAUCGGCAAGGGGGGCGCGGCCAUCCCACAGUCCACCGCUAUGGAGCACGUAGCGGGCUACGCGCUGUGCUUGGACAUGACGGCCCGGGACGUGCAGGACGAGUGCAAAUCCAAAGGUCUUCCCUGGACUCUGGCCAAGGCUUUCGACACCUCUUGCCCGGUGAGCGAAUUCAUCCCUAAGGAGCGCAUCCCCGAGCCGGGCAACGUCAAUCUGUGGUUGAAAGUCAAUGAGCAGCUGAGGCAAAGUGGCUGCACCUCCCACAUGAUCUUCUCCAUCCCCUACCUCGUCAGCUACAUCAGCGACUUCAUCACCCUGGAUGAGGGCGACCUGAUCCUCACCGGGACCCCUAAAGGGGUGUCGGCCGUUCAGGAGCACGACGAGCUGCGGGCAGGCAUCGAUGGAGUCGUCACGAUGACCUUCAGAGUUGAGAGGAAAGCUCACUAGCAGUGGUCAACUGAAUAAAAAAUCAACAGAAAAUUGUUCAAAUUAUGACUGAGGGGCGAAAUUUAAGGAGGUAUAUCGAGGGCAAAAGUUUUGUACUUGAAAAAACACAAAAAAAUACUUGAAUCUGAAAAUAAACGUGCUGAGUUUAAAAUGUGAAAAAUAAAACAAUGUAAUAAAAAUAAAAA
This is a messenger RNA of Syngnathus typhle (broad-nosed pipefish), 987 nucleotides long. It is a transcript of the gene fahd1, whose product is annotated as fumarylacetoacetate hydrolase domain containing 1. Gene Ontology annotation, molecular function: acetylpyruvate hydrolase activity. Gene Ontology annotation, cellular component: mitochondrion. The record is from RefSeq and is a predicted model, not a curated record. The coding region runs from base 140 to 802 and encodes 220 amino acids. The transcript has a single exon. NCBI's taxonomy places the organism in Eukaryota, Metazoa, Chordata, Actinopteri, Syngnathiformes, Syngnathidae.